Messenger RNA from Phytophthora nicotianae INRA-310, 1425 nucleotides. RefSeq lists its product as hypothetical. The transcript has 2 exons. The record is from RefSeq and is a predicted model, not a curated record. Lineage: Eukaryota; Oomycota; Peronosporomycetes; Peronosporales; Peronosporaceae. Bases 1 to 1425 code for a protein of 474 amino acids.
AUGAAGACGAUGGAGAGCGAUAUGGCGGCGCUGGAGCUGGACAUCGAAGCUGCGUUCGAGCCCAAGGUGGAGAUCGGAGGCGGAAACUCGUCCUCCUCAGAGGAGGUCUCAUCGUCGUCAGAGCAGAUGCCGCUGGCACCGCCGCCUCUCAGCACCAUCGACGACGACGACGAUAUCACGAGUCAACUGCUGAGCAUGUUGGCCGAGGAGAUGUCCCAAAAGAAGCGCAAGCGCAACCUCAAGACCGCUGGCCCCAGCACUACGGGCAUCCGUCACCGCAAGGCAUUGGCGCUGGCCUCUCCUGCUGACGAUCUCAAACGCGAGAAGAACCGCGAUUCGGUCAAGCGCUCAUACUACCGCAAGAUUGAGACGCUGGGGGAGCUAAGAGCACACACCGAGUAUUUGCGGGAGCAGUACAACAGACUGCUGGCCCAGUGGGAAGACAAGACGGAAAGAGAGAAGGCGGAGACGGCCAAGGACCCGUCCAGCCUCAUGAAGAGAUACCUGGAGCUCUCGAGACUACGCGACCGACUUUGGAUGGAGAACACACAGCUUCACGAACAAUUCGAAGAUCGCGAGAAGAUCUCGUUCCGUUUCCAGAGACUCUUUGAUGUGAACUAUCAGCUCAUGGACCACUCUAUCGCCGCACCAAUUGAGGAUGACAACCAGGACCGUCCUGUGCAGACGCCUAUGCUUAUUAUGGACGAAAUGUCUUUCGAGAGCUUCAAUAAAUUUGCGCAGGACGCACAGCGCACAUUCGAGGCGUUUGUUGCCAGUCGUCACCACAUGAUCACGACGGACACGGCACUCGGCUGGACGUGCUCUCACGUGGCCAAGGACAACUCCUUCGGCUACUACUUUGAGAAGAAUUUCGGUCACAGCUCCUACACGAGCGCCUCUGAAGUAGCACGCACAGCAUGGCAGACGCUCACGUCGCCCGAGCGUCACUCGAAGCUAUACGCGCCAGCGCUGCACACACGCUUCCAUAUCAUGCAGCAGUUCGACAAUAACAGCUACGUGCUGUACCGCACAAUGGAGAAGGAAGGUGAGGACUCGAUCACCACAGCGCUCAUCAUCAUGACGCGAAUCCCUCACCCGAACGACUCGGGCUGCCUCAUUAUCUGCAAAGGCCUGCGCCGCGAGGAGCACACACUCCACGUCGAGUUCAGGGAUGCUAUCGCACUGCAGAAGAAGAAGGAGUGGCGGCAGUCCAUGUACUGGAUCAACAUCGAGGAGAUGCCCGUGGACGACAAUAACAAGAGCGAGGAGGUAUGCGUGGAGAACCAGAAGAAGAAGCUUAAAGUCGUGCACGGUGGCAUUAUGAACAACAUGGGCGACCGCAGCCGCUCCUUCUGGCUGUUCGAGAACCUCCAGAUCGCCCUGCGCUGGGAGCAGAACCUCGGUCUGGGCGAGCCGCUUAGCUAG